AUGGGAGAUAUAACAGAUUCUUCUGAUUCUCGGCCUCUUGUAUCUCUUCCAGCCAAUUCCAAUCAUCAUCAUGAUUUGAUGAAUGUCCAGUUGUUGCCAACUAAGCUUGAUGGCACCAAUUAUCUGGCUUGGUCUCAUUUUGUGAGAUUAUAUAUUACCGGUAAAGGUCGGAUUGGAUAUUUGACUGGAGAGAAGAAGCAACCAGAUAAUACUGACCCAAAGUUCAUAACAUGGGUUGAAGAAGAUGCUAUGCUUAGAUCAUGGCUUCUCCAGGCUAUGACCCCGGAUAUUAGUCUUGGCUAUAUGCGUCUCGACUCCGCUCAUGCUAUAUGGGAUGCGGUUUCUCAAACCUAUUCUGAGGGAGGUUGUGAUGCCCAAAUUUAUGAAUUGAAACGUCGGAUCCAAGCCACUACUCAGCAAGGUAAGACGUUGGAGACAUAUUUUAAUUCACUCCAGGCUUUAUGGCAGGAACUUGAUUAUUAUCAGCCGUGCGACAUGAAGUGCUCUAACGAUACUGCUGCGUUGAAAAAACGGAUCGAGAAGGAACGUAUUUUUGAGUUCUUGGCUGGUCUUAAUCCGGAUUUGGAUCAAGUGAGAACACAGGUGCUUGGAAAGGAUCCUUUUCCCUCUUUGCGUGAAGCCUAUGCAUAUGUGCGUGCGCAAGCUCUCCGUCGAUCUGCUAUGGUUAUACCACCCUCUUUAGAAGGGUCUGCCUUGAUUUCUACAGCAAACCAUUCGGUUUGGGCGCCACCGGUACAUCAAUCUAGUUCUUCAGCUGCUGUCUCCUCUGGUAAUGUUGCUAAGAGUUCAAAAUCUGAUGAUAAGGAUGCUUUGAAAUGUGAUUAUUGUCAUCAGACCAAGCAUGUGAGAGAGCAAUGUUUCAAGCUCAAUGGUUAUCCACCUUGGUGGCCUGGCAAGAAGGGUGAAAAAGCUGAAGGCAGCAAGGGAGGAGGUGGAAAAGGGGGCCGUUCCAGCUCCAGAGCCUAUCACACAUCUUCUAGUGAUCAGAAUGACCAAUCUACCUCUCAACUCUCUUCUGCUCAAAUGGAACAAAUCGUUCAAGAGUGUGCUCGCUUGCUCUCUGAUAAAGGAUCUAAAGGGGCUUCCGGUUCCUUAGCCACCUCCUCAGGUAACUUUGGUUGUUGUCUUAGUGCAUCUGGUAAGUCUUUCUCAGACUCUUGGAUUAUAGAUACAGGGGCAACUGAUCACAUGACCUCUAAACUUGAUUUCUUCUCUCGUUAUUCAUCCCCUAGUAAGACUUGUGUUACCACUGCCGAUGGUUCACCCACUCCUGUGGUUGGUGAAGGCUCUGUUUUUCUUUCGAAUUCUCUGUCCCUCUCAAAUGUUCUCCAUGUUCCUGGAUUGUCUAACCAUUUAUUGUCAAUAAGUCAGCUUACUAAAUCUCUAAAUUGCUUUGUCACCUUUUAUGACACUCAUUGUGUAAUUCAGGAUCAACGGACCGGGGCAACGAUUGGUCGUGGUAGUGAGAAAGGGGGCCUUUAUCUCUUGGAUGACCCAGCUGGCUAUACUAGUUCUCCCACAGUUCAUGCUCUUCAGUCCGCUACUGACUCAUCCAGGGACAUUUGGUUAUGGCACAAACGAUUGGGACACCCAUCAUUUAUCUAUUUACAAAAAUUGUUUCCUUCUUUAUUGUCUUCGGUUGAUCUUUCUCAAUUUAAGUGUGAAAUAUGCGAACUUGCUAAGCACCACCGUGUUUCUUAUCCAUUAAGUAUUAAUAAAAGUUCUGCACCUUUUGCUCUUGUCCAUAGUGAUGUUUGGGGUCCUUCUCGUGUGUCAAAUUUGUCCAAUUCCAAAUGGUUUGUCACAUUCAUUGACGAUUAUUCCCGACUUACUUGGGUUUAUUUGAUGACUGACAAAAGUGAGGUUUUCUCUAUUUUUCAGUCCUUUCACCGAAUGAUCCAUACACAAUACAAUUCUAAGAUUAAAGUCUUCCGCUCAGAUAAUGGGGGUGAGUACAUCAAUUCUGGUCUCAAAACCUAUUUUUCGGAUCAUGGCAUUAUUCAUCAAAGAUCUUGCAGCUAUACCCCUCAGCAGAAUGGAGUAGCUGAACGGAAAAAUCGCCAUCUUUUAGAAGUUGCUCGUUCCCUUCUUCUUUCCAUGUCUGUACCAAAGUCUUAUUGGGGGGAGGCUGUUCUUACAGCUGCUUAUUUGAUCAAUAGGAUGCCUUCUCAAGUUCUCAAAUUUCAAACUCCCCUUCAGGUGUUCACUGCUGCAUGUUCUCCUUCUACUGUUAAUCAUCUUCCUCCUCGAGUGUUUGGUUGCAUUAGUUUUGUGCAUCUUCAUCAUAGUGGUAAGCUUGACCCUCAUUCCCUCAAAUGUAUUUUUCUUGGCUACUCUGCCACUCAAAAAGGGUACAAAUGUUAUCACCCUCCGUCCAAAAAAUUCUUUGUUACUAGAGAUGUUACUUUUCAUGAGGAACAUGCUUAUUUCUCUCAUCUUAGUUCUGAGACUUCUCUUCAGGGGGAGAAUAUAAGUAGUGAAGAUAAGUCUUAUGGUGUGCCAAUGUUUGAGUUGGAAAAAAUUGAACAAAAUGAAAGUGAAAAAAAUGAUACUGGAAGAGAAGGCAAUUCCUUGACUCUCCCACCUGUUGGUCAUCGUAUGUCACCAUAUGAUUUGGUGUAUACAAAAAGAGAUAAGGUGCCCUUUCAGAGAAAUGAUCAAUCUGCUGCCCCGGUGACAGGUAAUUCAGAGGUAGAAUUUGUUGAACCUUCUUGUUCUUUACUUGAAAAUAACCCUAUAAACUCUGUUCCUUCAAUUGAUAAUGAAUUACCUAUUGCCUUAAGGAGACCACUUCGUUCUUGCCCAUCAAAGUACAAAUAUCCUAUCUCAAAUUUCAUGUCUUCUCAUCGUCUCUCCCCAUGUCUUAAAUCAUUUGCCUAUCAGUUGUCUUCUGUAUCUGUUCCUCAAACAUUGCAGGAUGCACUGGACAAUCCAAGGUGGAAAGAGGCGAUGGAUGAGGAAUUGAGAGCUCUACGAAAAAACUCUACUUGGGAGUUGGUGGAGUUGCCAAGGGGGAAGAAGGUUGUUGGUUGCAAAUGGGUGUUCACAAUAAAACAUAAGGCAGAUGGCUCUGUUGACAGAUACAAGGCAAGGUUGGUGGCAAAAGGGUAUACUCAAACCUAUGGGAUAGAUUACCAAGACACAUUUGCUCCAGUUGCAAAGAUGAACACAAUUCGGGUCCUUUUAUCUUUAGCAGCUAACUUGGGGUGGACUCUUCAACAAUUUGAUGUGAAGAAUGCUUUCCUCCAUGGAGACUUAGAGGAGGAAGUAUACAUGGACAUGCCUCCAGGUAUAGAUGAGACCUCUCAAGGAAAAGUAUGCAGAUUAAGAAAAUCAUUGUAUGGCCUGAAACAGUCUCCUAGGGCAUGGUUUGGUAGAUUCUCUCAAGCUAUGAAAAAGUAUGGAUAUCGUCCUAGUCAAGCAGAUCAUACAUUGUUCCUACGACAUUCUCGGGAUGGUAGGAUUACUAUUGUUAUUGUUUAUGUAGAUGAUAUCAUUAUGACAGGGGACGAUAUAGAGGAGAUCAGUAAGCUGAAAAUACAAUUGGCCAAGGAAUUUGAUAUCAAAGACUUGGGGACACUACGAUAUUUUUUAGGCAUUGAAGUGGCACAUUCAAAAGAAGGAAUCUUUAUCUCACAAAGAAAAUAUGUACUUGAUCUUCUGACUGAAACUGGAAUGUUAGCAUGCAAGCCUGCGGACACUCCAAUUGAACAAAAUCAUAGAUUGGGAGAGCAAAUUGAUGAUACACCUGUUGAUAGGGGGAGAUAUCAAAGAUUGGUAGGGAAGUUGAUAUAUUUGGCUCAUACAAGACCAGAUAUAGCUUAUGCAGUAAGUGUCGUCAGUCAAUUCAUGCACGAGCCACGUGAGGUCCACAUGCAGGCAGUUGAAAGGAUACUUAAAUACUUGAAAUCAGCACCUGGUAAAGGCCUUUUAUUUUCAAAGCAUGAUAACUUUGCUAUAGAAGCUUAUACAGAUGCAGAUUGGGCUGGUUCAGUUUCAGACCGGAGAUCAACCACGGGAUAUUGCACGUUUGUGGGUGGCAAUCUAGUCACUUGGCGUAGUAAAAAGCAAUCAGUUGUUGCUAGAUCUAGUGCUGAGGCUGAGUUCAGGGCUAUGGCCCAUGGUGUGUGCGAAUUAUUAUGGUUGAAAAUUUUAUUUCGAGAUUUGAGGAUUACUAUUCCGGGUCCUAUGAGAUUAUUUUGUGACAAUAAAGCAGCCAUUAGUAUUGCUCACAACCCUGUACAACAUGAUAGAACCAAACAUAUUGAGAUUGACAGACACUUCAUCAAGGAGAAAUUAUCACAAGGAUUGAUUUGCACGCCUUAUGUGAAAACCAAUGAUCAACUUGCUGAUAUUCUUACUAAGGGAGUUUCUAGCAAGGUGUUUGAGUCUUCUUUAGCCAAGCUGGGAAUUCAAGAUAUCUAUUCUCCAGCUUGA
Molecule: messenger RNA, 4458 nt
Organism: Prunus armeniaca (apricot)
Lineage: Eukaryota; Viridiplantae; Streptophyta; Magnoliopsida; Rosales; Rosaceae
Source: the annotation of a GenBank genome assembly